Messenger RNA from Ictalurus furcatus (blue catfish), 1197 nucleotides. It is a transcript of the gene rpl6, whose product is annotated as ribosomal protein L6. Gene Ontology annotation, biological process: translation. Gene Ontology annotation, cellular component: ribosome. Lineage: Eukaryota; Metazoa; Chordata; Actinopteri; Siluriformes; Ictaluridae. The transcript is spliced from 6 exons. The coding region runs from base 378 to 1166 and encodes 262 amino acids. Gene Ontology annotation, molecular function: structural constituent of ribosome. The record is from RefSeq and is a predicted model, not a curated record.
CGAUUACUUAAUUUAUUGGUGGUUCCUUUAUGCCGGAGGUUUUCGGUGAGACGCGGUUAGCUUGUUAGCAUUGCUAAAGCUAGCUGCGUUCACCAGGGAGCGAGCGUCUCAUUAAACUGAUUCAGUUGUACGUUUAUAUUUCGUGUGUAUAGAUGAUGGGCAGGGUGAUGAUUAUUGCAGGGCUCUGAGCAGUAUGUUAUUGCGUCGUAAUUGCUAUAAGUUUUGCGAAGUUUGCUGUAAUGGCUAAAUUAAUCUGCAGCGAUUAGUCAGAACUUUAAGAUGUCCAACCAUAUUUCCUAAAUCUAUUGUCAGAAUCGAGAUGCUACUUUGUCCGUUUCUUACUUGGUAAUCACACAAACGGCCCUCUGGUUGUAAAAAUGUUUCAGAUGGCUGAGGAUAAUAAAAAGAGGGCUGCCCGCAAGCGGCACUGCAGUCGCAACCCUGUACUGGCCAGGGGUAUCGGACGCUUCUCCCGCUCGGCCAUGUUUGCCCGGCGCGCCAUGUACAAGAGGAAGACUAAGGCACCUGAAACCAGGAUUGAGAAGAAGCUGAAGGAGAAACCCCCUACCACCGUGGUGAAAACUGUUGGUGGAGACAAGAAUGGAGGUACCCGUGUUAUCAGACUGCGCAAGAUGCCACGUUACUACCCAACAGAAGAUGUGCCCCGGAAGCUGCGCAGUCAUGGCAUCAAGCCCUUCAGCCAGCACAGGAGGAAACUGCGCUCUUCCAUCACGCCUGGAACUGUACUCAUCAUGCUAACCGGCCGCCACCGUGGCAAGCGUGUGGUUUUUCUCAAGCAGCUGUCUAGUGGCCUCCUCCUUGUCACAGGUCCUUUAGCAUUGAACAGAGUUCCUCUGCGUCGAGCCCAUCAAAAGUUCUGCAUUGCCACUUCCACCAAGCUGGACAUCUCAAGCAUGAAGCUUCCCAAGAACCUGAAUGAUGCUUACUUCAAGAAGAAGAAGCUCAGGAAGCCCAAACACCAAGAAGGGGAGAUCUUUGACACUGAGAAAGAGAAGUACCAACUGACAGAGCAGCGGAAGGAAGACCAGAAAGCUGUUGACUCUCAGCUGUUGCCUCUUAUUAAAAAAGUUCCUCAGCUGAAAGGGUACCUGCGCUCCCAAUUUUUCCUCUCCAAUGGGGUGUAUCCCCACAAACUGGUUUUCUAAAGAAAUAAAACUUGGUUAUUCCACCCACUAA